Hippoglossus stenolepis (Pacific halibut) is the source of this 957-nucleotide messenger RNA. It is a transcript of the gene phlda2, whose product is annotated as pleckstrin homology-like domain, family A, member 2. The record is from RefSeq and is a predicted model, not a curated record. Gene Ontology annotation, molecular function: phosphatidylinositol phosphate binding. Lineage: Eukaryota; Metazoa; Chordata; Actinopteri; Pleuronectiformes; Pleuronectidae. Bases 135 to 551 code for a protein of 138 amino acids. Gene Ontology annotation, biological process: positive regulation of apoptotic process. The transcript is spliced from 2 exons.
AGCUCUUGUGCCACCUUCGCUCAGACACAACGCCACUCUGGAUUAUCAAAGACUUUGUGGAGAAGCUCCUUCCUCGGGCUCCUCGGAACGACACAGCGGGGCUUCAGCAGACCUGCCCAACUCGAGACCAUAAAAUGAAAAUGUCAGCGGCGGAGAUCAGCGAGGUCCUCAAGGAGGGAGAGCUGGAGAAGAGGAGCGACAGCCUGCUCCAGUUCUGGAAGAGGAAGACGUGCGUCCUGACCACGGACAGCCUCAACAUUUACGCGGACACGCAGAAGCGCACCAAGGGCAAGGAGCUCAAGCUGCAGGCCAUCAAGAAGGUGGACUGCGUGGAGCGCACCGGCAAGUUCGUCUAUUUCACCAUCGUGACCACGGACAAUAAGGAGAUCGAUUUCCGGUGCCCUGGCGAGGAGAACUGCUGGAACGCGGUGAUCACGAUGGCACUGAUCGAUUUCCAGAACAGAAAGGCCAUCCAGGACUUUAAAACGCUGCAGGACAACGAGAGCGCGUCCCCCGGACAGCAGGAGAGACGCAUGGCGAGGGCUCCCUGAGCCGCUGAGGGGAACUCUGGCACUUAACCACUCCUAAUAUGCGUCAAUGUGGACCAUAAAGAAAUAAUACGCGGACCAAAAGGAAGACGAGGUAUCCGGUCCAGAGAUGAAGGAUUGUCCCGGACUGAGCUUUGAGAGAGAGAGGGGACAACUGAACUAAACCCAGAGACAGACAGAGUUUGAAAAGCUCCACACGCAGGACUGAACCCUUGAAUUGUCAAAACUAUUUCAAGUUUGCUCUCCCGGGAGGAAUGACUCCCAAAAUUACAUGACGUUAAUUUAUUUGUUUCCAGGAUAUGGUGUUACUGGCGAACAGCUUGUGUUGUUUAAAUUAUUUACUUUUUCAAAGUGUGCUGAGUGUGUCAUUGUAUUUAUUUGAAUAAAUAUUCAUGCAUUUUUGACAUAA